Messenger RNA from Marasmius oreades (fairy-ring Marasmius), 366 nucleotides. RefSeq lists its product as uncharacterized. The record is from RefSeq and is a predicted model, not a curated record. The transcript is spliced from 2 exons. Gene Ontology annotation, molecular function: monooxygenase activity; oxidoreductase activity, acting on paired donors, with incorporation or reduction of molecular oxygen; iron ion binding. Bases 1 to 366 code for a protein of 121 amino acids. NCBI's taxonomy places the organism in Eukaryota, Fungi, Basidiomycota, Agaricomycetes, Agaricales, Marasmiaceae.
AUGAAGGUUAAUGAACAAGACACAGAGGAUGAGGAAAGGAAGGCAGUCUUUGAUAUGUUUAUCAGGGAUUCCUUGGACUUGGGCUCGUGUUUGGACCUCCUGAGAUGGAAGCUCAUUGACAAGGGUGCCGCUUUCCAGAUGACUACGACUCACACAACAGCCAAUGCAUGUGCGCAUGGUACAUUCCAUUUCUUGAGAAACAUGGAGGAUUUGGGAAAGUUAAGGAAAGAGUUGGAUGAGGCUUGGAAGGACGCUGAAGCAGAUAUGAAAUACGAACAAUUGGAGGAACUGCUAUACCUCCUAAGUCUCUUCCAUUACUCGAAGGUGCUGUCAUCAAAGAAUCUCUAUGACUAUCCUGUGGUAUAA